Molecule: messenger RNA, 2427 nt
Organism: Scatophagus argus
Lineage: Eukaryota; Metazoa; Chordata; Actinopteri; Scatophagidae
Gene: foxm1
Product: forkhead box M1
Exons: 9
Coding region: 241-2241 (666 amino acids)
Biological process (GO): regulation of DNA-templated transcription; G2/M transition of mitotic cell cycle
Molecular function (GO): sequence-specific DNA binding; DNA-binding transcription factor activity
Source: RefSeq, a predicted model, not a curated record
GGCUGCAGCACCCACAGCGCCAAAAUUCAAAAACGCUUCUGAAUCAACCAGACGGGGCAUGCAAAUAACACUAAAUGGAAAAAUACCACAGAUAUCAUUGAUUAUUUGAUCCAGUGCUGACCAUGAACACCGUGUUUAAACUUCUAGUAGGAGUCCAGCCAAGCGGAAUUGCCUGAAACAUCAGAGUAAUAUGAAGAAUACUAGUGUACACCAGGCAGAGUUUUCAGUGAUUUGACGACCAUGAGACGGAGCCCAAGGAGACCCCUGAUCCUCAGAAGGAAGCUGCCUUUCCAGCAGAAUGAUCCACCAGCAGCUCAAACGCAAAGCAAAUCUGGUGCACCAGAUUCCAGAAAGCCUCCAGAGUCAGCUGCCAGUCAGUGUUUCCCUGAUGGUAUCCGCAUUCUGGACCACCCUUCCAUGUCUGAUACGCAGGUGGUUGUCAUUCCCAAAACUGCAGACCUUCAAAGUGUUAUAGGGGCCCUCACCGCCAAAGGCAAAGAGUCUGGUGUCCAGGGACCAAACAAGUUCAUCCUUCUCAGCGGGAAUGGCAGCUAUGACGAUGGAUCUUUUUGUCAGGCUGCUGCUGAAGCGGAUGCCGCCUCUACAAGCAGUACGCUUGUUCAGCCAGUGAAAGCAGAAAUACACUCUCCAGAUGCUAAACCUCUCACUGGAACUAAAACAUUGAAUAAGGAUCCGGACUGUGGUCCUUUAGAUGACAGCCUCACCAAUAUUCAGUGGCUCGGCAAAAUGAGUACAUGUGCCUUGGAACCAGAUCCUGCCAAGCAGAUGGCCAGCAAGGAGAACCAAAACUCAAAUUCACAGGCUGUUCAGGGACAGAACUCACAAAACGAUGCAGAAGCUGUUCAGAAACCCUUGUCAGAGAGGCCACCAUACUCCUACAUGGCCAUGAUCCAGUUUGCCAUCAACAGCCGGAAGAACAGGAGGAUGACGCUGAAAGAGAUUUACACGUGGAUUGAGGACCACUUCCCUUACUUCAGAAAGGUGGCCAAACCAGGAUGGAAGAAUUCCAUCCGCCAUAACCUCUCUCUGCACGACAUGUUCAUUCGUGAGACGUCACCAGACGGUAAAAUCUCUUUCUGGACUAUCCGCCCCGAGGCCAAUCGGUGCCUCACCCUUGAUCAGGUUUACAUGCCUGACUGUGACCCAAUGACUGCUCCUGUUCCAGUGCCAAUGCUCUUACUUCCCAACCAACAGCAAAAGAGGAUACCCUCCGAUCCGAGAAAAACACCAUCUGGCUCUGAGAGACGGAUGAAACCUCUUCUCCCUCGAACCGAUUCCUACUUGGUGCCCAUCCAGCUCCCUGUCACCUCCUCCGUCUACCUGCCGUCCUCAACAGCCCAGUUUCCCCCCUCCUCCUCGCAGCAGAAGCAGAACACUUCACGGGGAACCAAGAGAGUGCGGAUCGCCCCUAAGGUGCCACAAAGUGACGUCCCAGCCCUGGUGAUGUAUCCUCAGGAGACCCAGGACCUCAAGGUGAAAGUGAAGGACGAGUGCAUGCCAAUUAAAUGCGAGACUCCUAAAUCGUUUCCGAAGAGACAAGCCAGCAGCUCUCGACGUAAACAGCGCCUGGUUCACUCUCGGCAAGAGGAGCCCGUCCUCCUCUACCCUGAUAAUACUUUCUUUGACUCUGGCGUAGCCUCCGAUGCUUCAACUUUCCAGGACAUGCGAGAUAUGGAGCUGGACGAGCACCGGCAUGAGCAGCACAGCCCAGAUCAGGUGUUCUCCUUCAAGACCCCCAUAAAAAGCAGCAGCCACCUGACCUCUUCCACGCCAAGCAAACCCCCCUCUAAUGUCUUACCCGAGCUUUGGAAAGUGACCCCUGUUGGCAAAGGGGGCCAAAACCAUCUGGACUUCAGUCCCAUUCGCACGCCAGGUGGUCCUGCAGUCACGCCGCGGCAUGACUACACCACCUUCAGUUUCAACAGCACUCCCUUCAAAGAAUGGCCUCUGUUUAGCUCCCCCAGAGAGCUACUCACAUCUGCCCCCACCAGAGCAGCCGGACCAACAGACUCUCCCAGCGAAUGCACCAGAGGCAGUUGCUCCAGAGGGCUGCUUCAGGCUGGGGGCACAACACCAGCUAACCGCUCGAUCACAGAAGGCCUCGUGCUGGAUACAAUGAAUGACAGCCUUAGCAAGAUACUUGUGGACAUUAGCUUCUCUGGUCUGGAUGACGAGGACUUGGGUACAGCCAAUAUCAGCUGGUCCGAGUUCAUCCCUUAAUGGAAGUAGACUGACGUCCAAAACACAUUGCUUUUUAUUCAACAUGGAUGUGUCAUCGGUUUUCCUAAACACUAUGGGUGGGGCAACCCUGCGGAGAAACAGCAAAGCAGAUUCAAAUGUAGGACAAAUUACCAAAACUUUCAAAUGAAUUAAUAAAUAAACCGUACAUCAAAAUUUGAGGAACCU